UUGGAGGAAAUGGUUGGAUUUCAGGUGGUAACUUUUUCUGAUACAAUGUAUUCUACUGUUAACCCAAAUUUCAAAGCCCUUUCAAGCCAAAAACAAGAGACAUAGGAAUCCAUUUUUCUACAAAGUGGGAGAGUGUAUACACUUUAAGAGAGAGGAACUAUCUUGUUUGAACGGAAGUUGCUUUGAAAUUUCUAAGUGGGCCACGAAGAUUUUUUUUUAAAACUAUCUUUUUCAUAAAUGCUAUUUUGGGUUUUGAUAUACUGUUGAUUUCUUGUAGUUUUAAUACUCAUCUAGCUUAUAUACAUGAUUGUGCCUUAAUAGAUAGAUAUGUAUUCUUACGUAUUCUUGGGUGAUAUGAUAUUGUACUUGCUAGGUAGGAACCAUGUUUGAGUUGGACCCAAAUUAUAUAUGAAGUUUACAGCUCGUGAUAGUCUUGUUAGUUUAGAAAUUCUUAGUGACAUGAGAUUGUAGCCCACAUUGGAUUGGCGUCUUAAUAGAAGUUGAAUUCUUUAUUUCCUUGUGUCUUUUGAUAUGAGACUUGUAGUUGCAGAUAUAGUUUUAAGAAGGCUCUCAGCAGCAGAACCCAUCAUUGAUUCUUGAAGAACCAUGUUUUCUGUUGUCUAUCACUUUGACUUCUAUACUUAUGCCGACAAGGCAUGAGAUCAAGAAAAAUUUUUCUUCUAUUUGAUUUAAGCUGGUAAUUUCUGGAUUUUUUGCCUCAUUAAAAUCAGACAGAAUGGGAAAUAAUUAUUCUAGAUGUUUUGCCUCAUUAAAACUAAAAAUUAUGAGAAAAUUUAUAAGAUUUGGAUUCCUUUCAGAGUGUGGUAGAAUAUAAGUAAGCCAUGUUUGAACAUGCGUUUGAGUAGGUAAUCCCGGGUAGUAGCUCCGUCAAAGAGAAGAAAAAAAUAGUAGUUUUUUCUACUAACUUGAGUCAAUGGGUCAAUUUGGUUUGUCCACAAAGCUGUGAUUUUGGGCAAAUAAAUAGAGUAUUGUUAUGUUGGUUCCAUUUUUCAGCUGAUCUGUUCCAGUUCAUUAUAAUUGGUUGCUCAGGCUUCGUUUAUGCAUCGAAUUUUAAUUUGAAACUAUUUUUGUGCUGAAUAAGAGUUUUGAAAUCAGAUGGAUGGAGCUUUAUUUGAUAAGUCAAAUUGUUAGAACAAUAUUUACUGUGCCUUAACAGUUGUUCUUAUUGCAGUAUGUUUUUUGUUGAAAUUUUUCUCUCCUUAGUCUGAGGUUAUAGAAACUGGCGAAUCAUGGCAGAAUGCAUUGUGUAAUGUAUGCUUCUAAUGAACGGAAUGAUUGGGAUAUUGCAGAUUCACACUACUAGCCAGUCAUCUCCAAUGCAGGCAUAUAAUCAGGCUAUCAAUGAUUUGGACAAGGAACUUGACUUUUUAAAGAAUGCAUUUGAGGAACUGGAUUUUGCAAUCUCUAAAGCUGGAAAAUAUGGGAUUAAGCUAAUUUUGAGCUUGGUGAAUAACUACAAAAACUUGGGAGGAAGGACACAGUAUGUGGACUGGGCAAGAAGUCAGGGGCAGUACUUAUCUUCUGAUGAGGAUUUCUUAACAAACUCUGUGGUGAAGGGAUACUACAAAAAUCAUAUCAAAACUGUUCGUAAAAGGAAAAACAGCAUGACUAGAGUUGCCUACAAGGAUGAGCCUACAAUAAUGGCUUGGGAGCUUAUGAAUGAGCCUCAAUGCACUUCAGAUCGAUCAGGGGAAACCAUACAGGCCAGAAACAUCUUCCUGCUACUUUUUGCUUGCAUUACAGAAUUGGCUCCUUACUUGAAAUCUAUAGAUGGUAAUCACUUACUAGAACCUGGUUUGGAAGGAUUUUAUGGAAAAUUAGAAUCUCAGAAGCAGCAAUAUAAUCCAAACUUUCAAGUUGGAACCGAUUUCGGAGCAAAUAAUCAGAUUACAGGCAUUGAUUUUGCUAUAGUAUGCUUUGGGUUAAGCUUUCGAUUAUACAAGCAUUGA
Ilex paraguariensis (yerba mate) is the source of this 1970-nucleotide messenger RNA. NCBI's taxonomy places the organism in Eukaryota, Viridiplantae, Streptophyta, Magnoliopsida, Aquifoliales, Aquifoliaceae. The record is from the annotation of a GenBank genome assembly.